This is a messenger RNA of Vicugna pacos (alpaca), 1073 nucleotides long. The record is from RefSeq and is a predicted model, not a curated record. Lineage: Eukaryota; Metazoa; Chordata; Mammalia; Artiodactyla; Camelidae.
AUGACCACCACACCUGCACAGGCGCUGGGCGCCCUCCUGCUCACCUGUCUGCUGGGACUCACAGCUGCGCAGCCCUCCAUCUCUCUGAUGGGCCCCACUCAGAGGACAACCGCCGGGAAUUUGGUGGCUUUCAACUGCACCGCUGGCCCCUUCGGCUCCUCCGAUUUCUAUGUCACCUGGCUGAAGGACAGAGACGAGCAUCCAGCCUCAGCUCAGCGCCUGGUGACUGAGGACAAAGCCAAGUACACAGUCACCAGUAAGGUGUGGGUGACCCUGGACCGUCAAGAUGUCUGGUCGGAGAUGACCUGCGAAGUCACCCACAGGCACCUGGCGGAGCCCCUGCGGAAGAGCAUGAACCUCUCCCAAGUGCUCCGAGUUGUCCCCACCCUGAAGAUCACCACCAAGCCCUCUGGGAUGCAAAUCCAUGUGCAUCAGAGAGUGAAUCUCACGUGCCAUGUGAGCCACUUCUAUCCCUCCCACCUGCACCUCACCUGGAUGGAGAACAGGCACAAGGUACAGACCGUGGAGUCCCCGCCAGUCACCAGAAACCCAGAUGGGACCUACUCUCUGGAGCACACCUGGCAGGCAGAGGCCACGCUGAACGGGAGUGAGUUUGCCUGCUGGGUGGUCCAGGAUGAGCAGCCCCCAGUCCAGGCCAACAUCACCCUGCAGGCUCAGGCACCCAGCCUGGGGAAAGGCAGGAGCGGCCACUCUUAUGCUUUAAAAGGCCCCCUUCAGCGAUCUGAGCCGGGCUCGAGCAUCCAGCUGACGUUCACGUCCCCCGGAUUCCCCACAGGUCAGGUUACUGUGACCUGGCUUAAAAACAACCACAGACUGUUAAAGUCCCAGACCAGCGUCCAUUCGCUGGGGGACAGCUACAAUGUGACCAGCAGUGUGCUCGUCCCGCUGCAAGCUGACGACGUGCCCUCCCUCGUCCUCUGCCACGUCAAGCACAGGUCUACACUGGUUUUCCAGAAAACCAUCAGCCUGGACCAGUACCUCCGUGGUAAGGACUAUCUCUUUGUUCAGACUGGUUAGUGCAGAAUUGGGCUGUGAUGUCUCUGGGCCUCAGU